GUAAAAUCAGACUUUGACCAACUUGGUGGUACUUCCGUUGAGACUUAUUAAAUAAACAACUGCGCAGUGGCGCAGCGGGCUAAGGUCGUGUGCUUUUCAGGAACGAAAAAAAGUAACCUUAAUGUAACUGCUCCUGAUGAAUCUUAAUGAUGCUGAGUGAUGAUGAAGGACUUGUGAAGCAUACAGGAGGCUGCCACUGUGGUGCGGUCCGAUUCCAGGUGUGGGCUUUGCCAGAUUUGCACAUCUUCAGCUGCAGCUGCAGCAUUUGCACCAAGAAACAGAACCAUCAUUUCAUUGUUCCAGCUUCAAGGUUCAGUCUGUUACAGGGAGCUGAGAGUUUAACCACGUACACGUUUAACACCCACAUUGCCAAACACAUGUUCUGCAAGACAUGUGGCGUGCAGAGCUUCUACAGGCCUCGAUCCAACCCUGAUGGAUAUGGUGUAAUGCCGCACUGCCUGGAUGAGGGCACAGUGCGGAGUGUCAGACUGGAGGAGUUCAAUGGAAAGGAGUGGGAGAAUGCCAUGGGACAGCACCAGACGAUCAGGAGCAUGUCGAAGACCUGAACUGAAUGUGUGAAAUGUGUUGUGCUGGACCCAUUUCCCCCUCUGUGGGCAGUCUCUCAGAGCAUGAGCAUGGAGACUGAACUACACUCACUGCCAGUCUUAACCUUUUCGUACCUUUGGGAAAUUUGAAAUAAAUGCAUUUUAAAGUUUAAUUCUUUUAAAAAUCGAAAUAUACUACCCCAGAUAGAGGUGGUGAUGAUGAUGAUGAUAGAAGAUCAAAUACAAGAGGAAUCAGAAAUACUUAUUUCUUGUCAGACUUGGUAGCUAUGUAAUUAAAAAUGCUUUAAAAUGCUUCAACUCUGAUACCCAAGUUCAUAAAUCCAUUUUAAACGCUGGCUGUAUGGCUUGUCCACUAAACCUCUCAAAGCUUGACGAGUUAGUCAGUGCUUCUGAAGAUAAGCUACAGUGUGAACCUCUCAUUCACUCUGCCAUUGUACUGUGUGCGAAACACAUUGAAAAAUCAAGGGUCUAAUAGAGAGAUACAGAACAGUGUUUUUAUUAUUACACUAACCUCGUUACUGUUA
Acipenser ruthenus (sterlet) is the source of this 1090-nucleotide messenger RNA. RefSeq names its product centromere protein V-like. Bases 147 to 566 code for a protein of 139 amino acids. Gene Ontology annotation, molecular function: carbon-sulfur lyase activity. The record is from RefSeq and is a predicted model, not a curated record. The transcript has 5 exons. NCBI's taxonomy places the organism in Eukaryota, Metazoa, Chordata, Actinopteri, Acipenseriformes, Acipenseridae.